Argiope bruennichi is the source of this 2487-nucleotide messenger RNA. Its product is annotated as regulator of nonsense transcripts 3A-like. Gene Ontology annotation, cellular component: cytoplasm; nucleolus. The record is from RefSeq and is a predicted model, not a curated record. NCBI's taxonomy places the organism in Eukaryota, Metazoa, Arthropoda, Arachnida, Araneae, Araneidae. Gene Ontology annotation, molecular function: mRNA binding. Bases 78 to 782 code for a protein of 234 amino acids. Gene Ontology annotation, biological process: nuclear-transcribed mRNA catabolic process, nonsense-mediated decay; positive regulation of translation. The transcript has 8 exons.
CAUUUGUUGUGCGAGUUUCACGUGGCGGGUUUGUUUGAAUCGUUGUGUAGAUAUUUGUGCUUAGCUCAUUUGGAAAGAUGGAAGACGAAAGUUUCUAUAGUUACUUCUUUGAAGAUGAUUAUUUAGAGAGUGAUGACGAGGAAGAAAUACUUUCUUUCAAAAAGAUUCCCCGGCAUGCAAGUCGGAUAAUAAAAGCAAACGCACAUGAUCCUCAAAUAAAUGAGGAUAUAUCUGAAAGUGAGGAAGAAGAAGAUAUUCUUCCUACAACAAAGGUGGCAAUUCGCCAUCUACCUCCUGGGAUGACUGGCGAGUAUUUUUUCCAACUUGUAUCUCCUUUGCCUGCCCAUGACUACAAAUAUUUUGUAGAGGCAAGCAAAGAAUAUAAUGAAAAUAGGUAUGCUACAGCGUACAUCAACUUUGCUAACAGGGAGGAUGCGGUUUUGUUUUUGAAACAAUAUGAUGGAUACGUCUUCCAAUGUGAAAAAGGGGCGAAGUGCAAAGCCAUUGUGGAGUUCACUGCUUUUGCGCAAAUUCCAAAAGAACCUGCUUCAAAAGAUUACCUUUGUGGAUCAAUUGACGAUGAUCCUGACUACCUGGAGUUCUUGGAGAGCCUCAAGAGGAAAGAUACAGAUGCCUCUAAAGAAGAUGAUGAAGUUAGGUCAGCUACUUCAAAAACUUUUGAUCCUUUAGUUGAUUAUGUAAACACACGGAGAGCUGAAUGCAUUGCCAGAGGUGUAUACAAACAUCCACCAAAAUAUCGAAAGUGGCAGCGAAGGUAUUGAUCAAUGGGUGAUUAUGGGGACACAUUACAUUACUAAUGUUUUUGAAAUUUUAAUGAAAAUAUUUUGAUUUUAUAUUUUAACAUUAAAUAGAAUCAGAACAUUAAAAGAAAAAGUUAUUUUGAUCCAUCUCUUAGUUGAAUUUUUUUUAAAUCCCUUUUUUAAUAUUUUCUGCUUUUUUAAUUAUGGAUAUUUUUUUCUUUGAAUUAUAUUUAUAGAUUCACUAAAAUAUAUUACAUAAAGCUAUGUUUGGAUUUCUAAUUUUAAACAUUAAAUUAUGGUAAAUAUAAAAGCCAUAUUAUUUAAUAAUUUGGCAUACAUUUAAUUCAUUGUUUUUGUAAACCAUUCGAAUUAAGUCAAAUCCCAUAUUAUUAUAUCAAUAAUUUAAUAUUAAAUGUUAAUAUAACAAUUGUACUUACAGUGUAAGAAAUAAGAAAAAAUUAGUACUACCCCAUUUUAUAUCUUCUAUAUAAAGAAGAUUAAAUAGAUGAAUGCUUAUGCACAGUUUCAUCGUACAUAUAAUUAUUAACAAGUUCCAGUAAAUUGAAACCUUUUUCUUAAGCCAGAAUAAAAACCUAAACAAUAUUUAAAACAUGGUGGUGAUAAAAAGCCUAACAUUGAAAAAAAGCCUUUGAAUUUCUUAAUUGUGUACAUAUUUCAAUUGUGAUGACUGUUAGUGAUAAAGCUAGAUAGUUGUUUAUCUGUUUUUUGGUUUUCUUCCCAACAGAGUGAGAGCUAUCAAAUGCAGCACAAAUAUGCUUAGCAAGAUAGGGAUAUGUACCUUAAUGCAAUUUUUAAAAAUAUUAAUCAGAAUUUUUUUUAAAUAUUUAAAAUAUAGAAAUUUUGGCAGCUUAAUUUUUUUUUUCCCCUUGCUUUAUCUUUUGAAAAUAUUAAUGUUUAAAACUGAUUUUUAUAUUUUUUAAAAAUUGUCUUUUCAGUGAUUAUAAUUUAAUUGUUAUCCAAUUUUUUUUCUUGAGUUUUAGCUUUUUUUUUAUCAUAAUGUUCAACAGUAGACUUCAUUGUUAAAUUAAAAUUCAAAGCAUUUUCAUGUGUUUCAUCAAAUAUUUAAUUGUGUGAUUUCUCUUCCCGUUGUUGACAACUAAGUAAAAAUAAUUCUAUUUCAUUUCCAUUAUUUACAUAAAAAACAAGAUUGUGAAGUUACAAUAAAUUGCAAAAGUUAGAAGAGAGAAAAACCAGACAAUUUUUCCAUAGCGCUAUAAUAAUAUGAGACUUGACUUAAUUGGAAUUUUGUUUACAAGCACAAUGAAUUAAACACAUGUCAGACUAUUAAAAUAAAAUGGUUUUUAUGUCUGCCACAGUUUAAUGCUUAAAAAUGUUUCUUCAGAGGAUCAUGAACAUCUAAUUAAACAUUAGAGAUUUAAUAUAAAUAAACACACCCAGUAAUCCUUGCAAACCAACUGAUUACCAAAGUAAUUACUUGUAAAUGAAAAGCAUAAUAUCUCCUGAAUUAUUAAAUACAAAUCUGAAAUUUUGGUAUAGUGAAUAGUAAGGCAACAUGAGUGCAAGGAUUAAUAAAAUAAAAUUUGUUAUUCUAAAAUAAAAUUGGUUUAUCAAUUUUUGAGUAAUGUGUCCCCUAUAAUAUUGAUUUCCAAUAUACCUAAAUCUCCAUAUAUUUUUGAGUGUAAAUAUUGUAGAUAUUUAUAAGUAUAGUCACUUUGUUUAUAUACAUGGUUUUUUUAAUUUGUUU